GACCUUUUUCUCUCCAAACAAUUCAUCAUAUCUUUGCUGCUUCUGUCUUCUUUCUCCUUUCUUCUAAAUUUGUUUUCUUCACUUUACCUUUUCCUCCCUUUUCAUCAAGGAUCUUCUUGAUCUUCUUCGUCUAUGGCAGUUUUACCUACAAGUUCCUCCAACUUGGAAUUGACCAUAUCUAUCCCAGGUUUUGCUUCUUCACCAAUAUCUUUUCUCCCCUCAUCAUCUGUGAAAAAGUUGGAUGUGAACCGAGUAACCAUAGAAGAAGAAUGGAUGGCACUAGAAGAGGAAGAAGAAAGCAGCGUUAAUGGAGAUACUCCUCGCAAGAAACUGCGUCUAACAAAGGAACAGUCCCAUCUCCUUGAAGAAAGCUUCAGAAAAAACCACACUUUAAACCCAAAGCAGAAAGAGUGUUUGGCAAUGCAGCUUAAGCUCCGACCAAGGCAAGUGGAGGUGUGGUUUCAAAACCGUAGGGCCAGGAGCAAGUUGAAGCAGACAGAGAUGGAGUGCGAAUACCUGAAGAGGUGGUUUGGGUCUUUAACAGAGCAGAACAGGAGGCUACAAAGAGAAGUUGAGGAGCUUAGGGCUAUGAAGGUAGGUCCACCUACUGUGUUAUCACCUCACAGUUCUGAGCCUCUUCCAGCUUCAACCUUAUCAAUGUGUCCCCGAUGUGAGCGUGUCACCACCAAUACCACCGCCGCUGUCGCCGCCGAAAAAAUUAGUCAUUGAUGCCGUCAUUUUGUCCCCUAGAGUGUGACAAGCAUGACAUGCCUUGAUGAACAAGUUUCUUUCUACACUCGAUUGUGCACGAGUGCAAAUUAUUUGAUUGUGUAAAACAGACCAAACAAAAAGUGAAGAUUAAUAUGAGGAAAAUGUUUUACAAGUUCUAUGAAAAGGCUUGUUUUCCUAUAUGCUAAUACUGAAGAAACUUAAUAAGGAUGUUAGUAUCAUAUGACAUGUUGUAUCAAAGAUAUUCGGGGCACUUCUAUGGUGCAGUCAGGAAACUGUCUUUUCUGAAAAAGAUAUUUUGUUUUGUUUAAUCAAUAAGACAAUUGUUAAUGUGUAAUGUCAGCUAAUGUACUGCGGGUGGAUCAUGUAUAAUUACUUUUGAUUUAUUAGCUAAUUUUAUUUGUUAA
This is a messenger RNA of Medicago truncatula (barrel medic), 1136 nucleotides long. Its product is annotated as homeobox-leucine zipper protein HOX3. Lineage: Eukaryota; Viridiplantae; Streptophyta; Magnoliopsida; Fabales; Fabaceae. The transcript has 4 exons. Gene Ontology annotation, biological process: regulation of DNA-templated transcription. Gene Ontology annotation, molecular function: sequence-specific DNA binding; DNA-binding transcription factor activity, RNA polymerase II-specific. Bases 133 to 729 code for a protein of 198 amino acids. The record is from RefSeq and is a predicted model, not a curated record.